Molecule: messenger RNA, 1302 nt
Organism: Aspergillus welwitschiae
Lineage: Eukaryota; Fungi; Ascomycota; Eurotiomycetes; Eurotiales; Aspergillaceae
Exons: 2
Coding region: 1-1302 (433 amino acids)
Source: RefSeq, a predicted model, not a curated record
AUGGAGUUUAGCACGAAGCGACGCACCUCAUUUUCUUUUCUGUUCGGGUCACAGAAACCCACUUUGAUAACCCAGCAAAGCCAACCUGCCCAUAACCAACCAACCCGUUAUUGGGAUUUUGUUGAUAGCCCUGGCACCUAUCAGCCACCAUCGCCGUUGGUUGACCGACCAAACAUACCUACCGACGUGGAAGAGCAGAUUAGAAAUGCCUGUUCGUUACUCGUAUACAAGAUCGGGAAAGGCCAGCAGUCGGGGUCUAGCAAGCGAUCUCGCGCGGUCACAACCAAUACGACGAUGCACGAAUCGUCCACGGCGCCUCAAAUCGACUCCAUGUAUGUGUCCCCAAAAGUGGGAGCCGAUGUGGCAGCCCUGAAGAACAAGUACGAUUCGGGGGUCGCCUUGACCCAACAGCCCAGUAUGCAGGCUAUGAGGGUUCUCCAUUCUCAGACCAGCCAGAACCUCAAGUGCGAUAGUCUCAAAUCGGGACGAGCGACAUCUUCCCACUCAGCACUCCCCAGCGACGGAACACAGUCCUCGAGUGCCCCACCUAGUCGAGCAGGUUAUGAUAACCAAGUAAUAAGUUCAGGAAAAUGGAGUAGGGAUAGGGGCCAGUGUGUCAAACCUUUCUUGGAUGGUUCUGAGUCCGAAUCUCAUCCGAAUGAGGAUGGCCCUCAGUUUGUGGAUGCUGUUUGCGGUGAUGAUGUUGAGGUCUAUCUGGAUCCCGAGACUACACUCAUGUCCACUGGCGUCCCUAGCUUUCAUUCACCCCAUUCAGUCCCCAGCAAUAGUGCACCCGGUUUCGGCAAGUCUGUGGAUCCAUCACCGAACGGCCAUUGUGGAGUAGCUGGCUUGGAGACCCCAACCGUUCAACCCCCAGAGUACACGGCUCCGCUGGACCUGGGCGCUUCUGCUAUCGAAGAGAGUAAACAACACCCCGGAAUUAUUAUCGACAGCAGCGGCCUAGCACACGUCCUCACGGCUGCAGAAGAAAGCGAACGCGACAUGAACAUCCAGCAGGCAGUGAUGGCCAAGAUGAGAACAGGCACAAUUGCUAAUGCCAGCUCGCCACACCUACCAGUUUACACCGAGUCGACGGACAAUGUUUCAAAUCUUCGUCCUGGAUCUAAUGCCUCGAGAUUGAAAACCUCAUGGUCCACAAUGAGCAAGGCAACGAGCCGAAAGCUCAGAUCGCGAGGAACCGAGGACGGGCCUGUCAACGAUAAAACUGUCUUUCGCAGAUUGAAGAAUCUUUUCUCGAAGCGCAAACCUGUGAACGUUGUCCCGCCGGUGGGUACCCAUUGA